Messenger RNA from Phycomyces blakesleeanus NRRL 1555(-), 357 nucleotides. RefSeq lists its product as hypothetical. The record is from RefSeq and is a predicted model, not a curated record. Bases 1 to 357 code for a protein of 118 amino acids. NCBI's taxonomy places the organism in Eukaryota, Fungi, Mucoromycota, Mucoromycetes, Mucorales, Phycomycetaceae. The transcript has 3 exons.
AUGAAUUACCCGUGCAGUCCCAAAAGAAUGAAGCUUUACGAACUACUUGUUCGGUCCGGACGUAAUAUUGUUAAAAAUGUCGGAGAGCAGAAUUUGCAAAUGCCUGAGCACAUUUGGUGUGGACAGGCGCUAGAAAAAAAAAGGUUUAGCGGAGCGUCACCCUUGGCCACAACAGUGUCAAUAUCCUUAUUGGGAAAUUACAAAUACUCAAAUUCAUUAAAAAAAUAUGGAAUUCUGCUGAAAUCGUGCUUGAAAAGCUUUAUUUUCAUGUUUUCCAAACUGAAUAUAUCGGGGCUGAAGAGGCUCGGUGCGCGCCUAAGCACUAUAAAACAGUUGAAUGUUUUGUUGGCUAUUUGA